Messenger RNA from Necator americanus (New World hookworm), 594 nucleotides. RefSeq lists its product as uncharacterized. The coding region runs from base 1 to 594 and encodes 197 amino acids. NCBI's taxonomy places the organism in Eukaryota, Metazoa, Nematoda, Chromadorea, Rhabditida, Ancylostomatidae. Gene Ontology annotation, molecular function: zinc ion binding. The record is from RefSeq and is a predicted model, not a curated record. The transcript is spliced from 6 exons.
AUGGCAAUGUGCACUGCGUGGAGAAACAGUACUGUUCAUGCGACGAGAAGUUCAACAAUCACUGCCAGAGACCAGUGUGGAGCAUGCCCCUACGAUUUCGCUUGCAGUUGUUCUAUGGAUGAGAAAAGUGGGGUUAGCUGUGUGCAUGUCCAUGCAGCUCUGUUGUACGCAGCAGCAGGAUAUCGCUCGCGGCAAUAUGCAUUACCCUCAGUAGUAAGUAGAAAGGCUGAAGAUGGACCGUAUAGCAGCGAUGGAGAUGAAGAGGUUAUAGAGGUAGUAGUGGAAGACCAUGUGGAGAACGAGAAGGAGUGCACGCAAAUGGGUUUGGAGGAGGCGAAAAGCAGGUUGGAGGAGUUCCGUAAAAUGAUAGAUGAUUUGGCAAGAAAUGUUGAAGAGAGCGAGAAUAAUGUUCGCCUUGCUCGCCAUCCAGAGCACGCCCACUUACGCAAAGCAGAGCAGGCUAAGCGAAAGCCAGUCCUGGACAUUCCGGAUUGCGCGCAAGACGAGAGGAACGCUUGUGCUUGUCCAACAUGCGAAGAUGGAAUGCAUCAGCAACCUUCGCCCUCGAGAUGGUACCGACCUGGAAAGGAAUGA